GUCGACAUUACCAUGACCGACACGCCGGGCCAGAUGGACUAUGAUCGCUUGCGCCCUCUUUGUUACCCAAAUGGCAACGUCAUUGUAUUGACCUUUGACAAGAGCAUUCCAGAGUGUUUCGACAAUAUCGAAGAAGCGUGGAUGCCCGAGAUUCAACACUUUCUACCUAAUACCCCCAUCGUACUCGUGGGAAAUAAGAAGGACCUCGAGUACGACCCUAAAAUAAUCCAAGAAGCGAAGAAGAUAGGUUACCACCCAGUCACUUAUGAAGAGGCAAAAAAGGCGGCCAAACUUCCAGGGGUGGUCAAAUUCCUCGAGACUUCUGCCAAGACGGGGGAAGGUAUCAAGGAGGUGUUUGAAUUCGCUGCUCUGUACGCCUUGCUGGGGAUGGGCCAGGAGAAGCCCCCAAGUAUCUUCAGGAGACUGUUCUCAAAGAAAUGA
Molecule: messenger RNA, 441 nt
Organism: Fusarium vanettenii 77-13-4
Lineage: Eukaryota; Fungi; Ascomycota; Sordariomycetes; Hypocreales; Nectriaceae
Exons: 3
Biological process (GO): small GTPase-mediated signal transduction
Molecular function (GO): GTPase activity; GTP binding
Source: RefSeq, a predicted model, not a curated record